AUGGGUGUCAAUGAUAGAGAUGUAGUGAUUGGAGCAGCAACGGUCAUACAGACGAGGCAGAAUACUCAAGAAACGUACUUGAUCGCAAAAGCCAAUAUGCCAAUCGCUGUCACUGAACAAUCGUCACUUCCGAAAGUGGGAAUCAAUGGUUUCGGUCGUAUAGGUCGAGCUUUAUUCCGACUGUUGCUCGAAAGAGAAGAUCUAUUGCUGGUGGCAGUGAAUCACACCGCACAUUCCUCUGAACAUCUGAUGACGGCAAUUAUGCAUGAUUCAACACAUGGAAGAUUCCGAUCAGGGGCCGACCUGUCCAUCUGUCCUGAAGAUCAUCCUAGUCUUCUCAAAGCUACGCCUAACAACCCCAAACCUUCAGCAUUGAUCUUCCGAGGAAGGAUUAUACAUUUGUUUUCAGAGAGGGAUGCCACAAAAUUAGAUUGGUCUUCUGCAAACGCGGACUACAUUAUGGAAUCAACUGGAAAAUUGACCACUAAGGAGAAAGCCGAAGUGCAUAUCAAGCAUGGAAAAGCUAAAAAAGUUUUGAUUUCGGCACCAAGUAAAGAUACAUUGAAUUGCGUAUACGGUGUAAAUCAUCAUGUGUACAUUGGGAAAGACGAUGUCUUAAGUAAUGCUUCCUGUACAACAAAUUGCUUGGCGCCUUUAGCACUCGUUCUUCAACGAGCCUUCGGUGUGGAAACUGGAAUGAUGACAACAAUUCAUGCAAGUACAGCAAGUCAGAAAGUGCUUGAUGGAUUCAGUACGAAAGAUAUCAGACAGGGUCGUUCGGCUAUGGGAAAUAUCAUCCCAGCGACUACAGGUGCAGCCCAAGCAGUAGUAAAGGUUCUGCCGGAGUUAGCAGGCAAAUUCCAUGGUAUAUCCGUUCGAGUACCAGUAACAAAUGUUUCUCUUGUCGAUUUGACUGUGACACUGUCGACACCUGUUGCGUCCAAGGAAGCUUUGAUCAGACCAUUCAGAGCAGCGGCGGCCCGGCGACCAAUCCAAUCGAGCACUCCUCAUCCGGAUGGUCCAGCUUUAGCUGGUGUAUUGGGUGUAUCAGAUGAGAAAUUAGUUUCCUCAGAUUACCUAUCUUCGACUCAAAGUAGUAUCCUAGACGUCGAUGCGACUGUCAUGCUGAAUGAUAGAACCGCAAAGAUAGUAGCUUGGUAUGAUAACGAAUGGGGAUUUUCCUCUCGAAUGUGUGAUCUUGUCGCUUACAUGGCUAGAAGGACGGAGGAGGAUUAA
Molecule: messenger RNA, 1236 nt
Organism: Kwoniella mangroviensis CBS 8507
Lineage: Eukaryota; Fungi; Basidiomycota; Tremellomycetes; Tremellales; Cryptococcaceae
Product: glyceraldehyde-3-phosphate dehydrogenase, type I
Exons: 7
Coding region: 1-1236 (411 amino acids)
Molecular function (GO): oxidoreductase activity, acting on the aldehyde or oxo group of donors, NAD or NADP as acceptor; NAD binding
Source: RefSeq, a predicted model, not a curated record